Molecule: messenger RNA, 924 nt
Organism: Cynara cardunculus var. scolymus (artichoke)
Lineage: Eukaryota; Viridiplantae; Streptophyta; Magnoliopsida; Asterales; Asteraceae
Exons: 1
Coding region: 1-924 (307 amino acids)
Source: RefSeq, a predicted model, not a curated record
AUGGAAAAUCCCACAAUUCUCUCAACCAACAUCAAUGGCAGAGCUAGCAGCGCCUCUAAUUCACCGGAAUUCGAAUUCUGGAUGAUCAGAAACCCAUCUUCCCAGCAAACCACCCUUCAUUCAGCCGACGAAUUGUUCUCCGGCGGCGUCCUCCUCCCCCUCCAACAUCUCAACACCCAAAACUCCGACGACCCACCUGAUAAAGAUAUCACCACAGAAUCUAUAUCCACAUCUAACCCGGAUCCGGAUUCCAUUAACGGAUCCGACCUGAGAACGAAGGAUUCCGUUUCUGCAUCUAAACGGUGGAAAGACAUUUUCAAAAAAAGCCCAGAAAGUAAAGAGAAAGAUAAGAAGAAAAAGAAAGAGAGAAACGGUGGUGGUUCUAGCGGCGGCGGUGGUGCGACGAGCUCGGCGGAGCUGAAUAUAAAUUUAUGGCCCUUUUCGAGGAGUAGAUCGGCUGGGAACGGUGGAAGUAGGCCGCGAACGGUGGUCGGAAACCGGAAAGUGAGUAGUGCGCCGUGCUCUAGGAGUAACUCGACCGGCGAAUCCAAGUAUAGGAAAUGGCCGAGUAGUCCGAACCGGGGUGGGGUUCAUUUGGGCCGGAGUAGUCCGGUUUGGCAAGUCAAACGGUUUGGUCAAAGUAAAAGUCUGCAUGACCACUUGGUUCGGACCACCGCCGAGAAAAGUUCCCGGCCGGCCAAAAAUUCUACCACCGGAACCGGCGCCGGAGUUAAUGCUAAGGUGUUGAAUCUUAAUGUUCCGACGUGUAUUGGUUACCGGCAACGUAUGAGUUGCCGGAGUGAUGUGACUAAAGAGAAUAACGCCGGCCGAAACGCCGACGUAACGCCGACGAGUGCCGGUGCUGAAGGUGGAGCAAGCAGUUUGUUUAAUUUGAGGAGUCUGUUCACAAAGAAAGUGUUUUGA